GGUUGUUGCCUUUAAGCAGCUCUGUAAAGCAGGAACAAAAUGGCAUCCCAGCAGCUGUAUUUGAGGUUAAUAGGGCUGGCUGUUUUGGUGACACUAUUGGCACUUAGAGAUGUAGCCAGUGACAGCAGCUUGCACAAGAUCUUAAGGAAGAGAGAUGUGGCAGGACCUGGUACUACCCUAUCAAAGUCCGCUGUCGCCGUCCCUCCUUCCAAGGCUCAAGAUUUCCUGGCAAAGCUGAGCAGAACCAAGAGGAACAUUUGGGAUCGCAGUAGACCAGACGUACAGCAGUGGAUUAUGCAGUUUAUGUACAUGGGAUUUGAUGAGCAGAGGCUGGAGACUGACUUGUCGUACUGGAUGGACCAGGCACGCUCCAGUGACCAAGGGCGUCAGCAUCACUAUGAUGAAAAUUCCCCCAUCGGCCCGCGUGACCCCAGUUCCUACAGACACGGAGCUAAUGUCAACUACGACUACUAUUAA
Messenger RNA from Xiphias gladius (swordfish), 477 nucleotides. It is a transcript of the gene ecrg4a, whose product is annotated as ECRG4 augurin precursor a. Gene Ontology annotation, biological process: regulation of cell population proliferation; anaphase-promoting complex-dependent catabolic process; cellular senescence. NCBI's taxonomy places the organism in Eukaryota, Metazoa, Chordata, Actinopteri, Istiophoriformes, Xiphiidae. The transcript is spliced from 4 exons. Bases 40 to 477 code for a protein of 145 amino acids. The record is from RefSeq and is a predicted model, not a curated record.